AGACAACCAAGCAUAUGCGCUAGAUCGUUGGAAAGUUCUUUUGACUAAAUGAGCGGUCGAGAUGGAUUAAUCAUCUAUCUCAAAUGUUCCCGGAGCAUCUAAUCAUUCCCGCUUUAUCCACAACCUUAUUCAGAGAUUACGUCCUCUCUCUCUCAUAUUUUCGCUUUCCAUAAUCCUUCUGCGAAAGCGGAUAAAGAAAAUUUUUCACUCGAUCGAUCCAGACAAAACCCUAAUCUCUCCAAACUCUACCUAUCGCAUCGAACCCUAAUCCUAUCUUCUCUCGGAUCAUGUGAUCAUCUGUUCCGUGGAUUCCUACCUCGGCCAAGCUCGCCGUGCUCGAUCCGACCCCGUCGAUCUCGAGAUGACUCGACGGUGCUCGCAUUGCAGUCACAAUGGACACAACUCCAGGACUUGUCCCAAUCGGGGGGUCAAGCUUUUCGGGGUUCGAUUGACGGACGGAUCGAUUCGGAAGAGCGCCAGUAUGGGUAACUUGACCCAUUACACCGGAUCCAAUUCUGGUGCCCUUCAGAACGGCGCCUCAGGGAACACCCCUGGUUCGCCCGGCGAGACUCCGGAGCACGGUGCGGCCGCUGACGGAUAUGCCUCCGAGGAUUUCGUGCCGGGAUCAACGUCAAGCUGCCGUGAAAGAAAGAAAGGCACUCCGUGGACUGAAGAGGAGCAUAGGAUGUUUCUAAUUGGUCUGCAGAAGCUUGGCAAAGGUGAUUGGCGUGGAAUCUCACGCAAUUAUGUAAUUUCAAGGACACCUACUCAAGUGGCUAGUCAUGCUCAGAAAUAUUUCAUCAGGCAAAGCAAUGUGUCAAGAAGAAAAAGACGAUCCAGCUUGUUUGAUAUUGUAGCAGAUGAACCAGUCGACACUCCUAUGGUAUCGCAGGAUUUCUUUUCCGUCAACCCUCCACAAGCUGAGACGCAAAGUAAUAACCCAUUGCCUCCAGCUGCUCCUGCUCUGGAUGAAGAAUGUGAAUCAAUGGAGUCGUCAAAUUCGAAUGAAGGAGAGCCUGUUCUCCCAAAGCCAGAUGAUGCCCAGGGCUGUUACCCAGUUGUAUUUCCUGCCUAUGUCUCGCCAUUUUUCCCUCUCCCUUUUCCAUUUUGGUCAGGAUACAGUUCUGAGCCAGCUAAAACGGAGACGCAUGAGGUGCUUAAGCCGACAGCAAUACACUCCAAAAGCCCAAUCAAUGUGGAUGAGCUGGUUGGCAUGUCAAAGCUAAGCUUGGGGGAUUCCCUGACUGAUGCAGGCCCUUCUUCCCUUUCACUUAAACUGCUUGAAGGCUCAACUAGGCAAUCAGCCUUCCACGCCAAUUCUGCCUCAGGCGGUUCAACAAUGAACUCGAGCGGCAGCCCGAUCCAUGCAGUUUAAGUUGUGCGUGCUGAGCUUAGUUUUGUAGGUUUAGCUCGGAGCUUUGUGAGCUCAAUAGGUUUUAUGUUUAUACAAGACUAAUAAUGUGCAGUCUGCUUUGGAUUCACAUGUAUUUCCUUUUUGUGAGAUUGACUCAAUAAGCUUGAUUUUCAGAAAUCAUUAACUUAAUUCAGUUCUUACCUUUGGAUUC
Messenger RNA from Malania oleifera, 1565 nucleotides. Its product is annotated as transcription factor KUA1. The record is from RefSeq and is a predicted model, not a curated record. Gene Ontology annotation, biological process: response to auxin; response to gibberellin; response to ethylene. The coding region runs from base 362 to 1375 and encodes 337 amino acids. Lineage: Eukaryota; Viridiplantae; Streptophyta; Magnoliopsida; Santalales; Ximeniaceae. Gene Ontology annotation, molecular function: DNA binding. The transcript is spliced from 3 exons.